UUCAGCAAAAAAAAUGCAGCAUGAAUAUUCAUAAUGUGAAUGUAAAAUCUUCAUCAGAUGUUGUCCUUGUUCCAAUGAUGUAUCGUCUAAAUGCAUUUGAUAAAGACACAUCAUGCAUAGUGUCAGUUGUUGAGGUAAAGAUGGUUCAACAAUUGCAGUCAGUUCGAGCACAACAGAAAACAAGAGCAACUAGGUCAGCUUCAGGUGGAAGUGAAAGUGAUGUGAAACCUGAACCAGCAAUAUAUCAAGAUAUACCUCCUAAAUUCCAUGGGCAACAUGGGGGUGAACUUCUGAUACAUAAAGAUAUUUAUGGUGGUUAUCUUAGCAAGGGUAGAAUGUUCAGAUACCUUCCAGGGAUGAUUUGCAUAGGAACAAGGGUUAUAUUUACCCUCCUGAAAAUAGCAGGUACGCAUUUGAGAGAAAUAAUGACAAUGUCUAAACUUGACACAAUCAAGACCAGUAGUAAAGCUACCAUCUAUUAUUCAGAGCCAAAAGAUUUGUUGAAGAAAGAAGAUAGAGACAUUUUAGUUGAGUCAUUUGUAAGACUUAAUAAUAUUGAUGAUGAUAUGUAACCAUGGUAGCUAUCAUUGAAUUGUUUUCUUUUUCUAGAAAAAUUGCAACAUAAGUAUGGAUUUCCAUGUCUAAAAGUCAAUCUCAUAACCAUCUUUUCCUUCACACUUUUGGGUAACAUAGCUGCUGCAUCAGUUUUGUUGCUGUCCCAUUAUGUUAGCUGAUCUAGUUUCCAGAGAAUAACUUGUGUGUACGGGUAUAUGCGUUUAAGUGUAUGGAUCUCUCUAAAAUUGUAGUACAAGUUACAUUACCACAAAGAGAAGGCUGGGAUCAAGUUUUGGGGUAAAUACUAUAAAGGGGUGGCAGUGGGUUCAACCAAACUUUUAAGGGACAGGAUAUUUUGAAAACUAUUGUUGGAUAGAGAGACAAGCAGGAAUGAUUACAAGGAAUGACCAGUUACAGAUCAAGUUAAUAUUUGUUUUGGUCGGAUUAUGAUUUGCAGAGUAAUGGUCCUUGGACUUAGAAAAUUCGUUUUAAGAAUCUGUUUUCCACACUUUAUAUGCCCCACCUACGAUAGUAGAGGGGCAUUAUGUUUUCUCGUCUGUGCGUCCGUUUGUUUGUCUGUGCGUCUGUUCGUCUCGUUUCAGGUCAAAGGUUUUGGUCAAGGUAGUUUUUAACUUAUUACACAUGUUCCCUAUGAUAUGAUCUUUCUAACUUUUAUGCCAAAUUAAAUAUUUGACCCCAAUUUCACGGUCCACUGAACAUAGAAAAGUAUAGUGCAAGUUUCAGAGUAAAGUUUUUGGUCAAGGUAGUUUUUGAUGAAGUUGAAGUCCAAUCAACUUGAAACUUAUUGCACAUGUUCCCUAUGAUGUGAUCUUUCGAAAUUCAAAUGCCAAAUUAAAUAUUUGACCCCAAUUUUACGGUUUACUGAACAUUAAAAAUGAUAGUGCGAGUUGGGCAUCUGUGUACUGUGGACACAUUCUUGUUUCCUUUCUAUUUGAAGAUAGUGCUUUGGUAUUUGGUUUAUAGUUCUAUCAUGAUCAUGAUCACUGACAAGUUACAGAUUAAGUUUGAAUGUCGUUCUAGAGAUAUUACUUUUUGUACAGUUUCAGUCACUGGACUAAGAAAUUUACAGAAAUAAUCAGCAUUCCA
This is a messenger RNA of Mytilus trossulus (common blue mussel), 1662 nucleotides long. RefSeq lists its product as uncharacterized. NCBI's taxonomy places the organism in Eukaryota, Metazoa, Mollusca, Bivalvia, Mytilida, Mytilidae. The record is from RefSeq and is a predicted model, not a curated record. The transcript has 3 exons. The coding region runs from base 21 to 572 and encodes 183 amino acids.